AUGAGAACCGGACUGCAUUCUGAUGAAGUACCGCAUGGCCUGCGCUUGGCUGGAAUUACAACCGGAUACCGUCAGGGAGGCACCUACAGCGAGUGUCUCUGGACUCUUUUCACAUGGCACAACCAGACCUUGAAUAGCUGGACGAUGAUUCUAGGCUGGCUCGUGUCUUCCUGGCUGCUGGCUUGGACUCUGACUCGGCUGCAUCCUCGGGAGCUCGACUUGACUCCCUUCCUUGCGUUGUGGCUGUGCCCCACCGUCCACCUGCCUUUCACAGUGGGCUAUCACCAGUUCCUGUGUAUCAGUCCCACGGUGCUGCGCCGCUGGAGGGCUCUGGAUGUGGCCUUCAUAUUCAUCGCCUCCAUACCCCUCACAUACGGACUAUCGUACUUCGUCAUGCCCUUGCCGUACGCGUUGGGCUUAACGGCGGUAACGAUUGGGCUGUCUCUGCAUGCCUGGCACCACGCCGCCACACUGCCUGCGGGGGCGGAAAUCGACAAGAAGGCCAACACGCGCUACGUGGGUUACGUGGUCCUUGUCUACACCUUCCCCAUCCUGCUCCAAGCAGGUCGCGACAUGCAGCAAUUUAUACUGUACGACAAUAGUAACCCCGGAGCCAUGCACGAUUUGCCGUACACGUUCUGGUGCGCUGCCGCCAUUACGUUUUGCUUCCUGUUUGGGGGAGUAACCUACGUGGUGUCAUUUCCGGACAUUUACGCACCAGGUGUCUUUGACAUUGUGGGUGCCGCACAGCAGCUAAUGCAUCUGGCCAUUGCCGGUGCGCACGCCAUCGAGUGGCUGUUCGUGAUUCACAUGUACCAACGGACCCGUGGGUCAGUCGCGGUGGAAUCUUGA
Volvox carteri f. nagariensis is the source of this 852-nucleotide messenger RNA. RefSeq lists its product as uncharacterized. Lineage: Eukaryota; Viridiplantae; Chlorophyta; Chlorophyceae; Chlamydomonadales; Volvocaceae. The coding region runs from base 1 to 852 and encodes 283 amino acids. The transcript is spliced from 5 exons. Gene Ontology annotation, molecular function: signaling receptor activity. Gene Ontology annotation, cellular component: membrane. The record is from RefSeq and is a predicted model, not a curated record.